GACAGGCUCGCGGUAGUGAUUGGCUGAGAGGGAGAGCGGGGCGGGGCUAGCGCGGUGAUUGAGGUUUUUAGAAGCAUGUUUACAGCGCCACUGUCAGAACGAGGGCGAGGGACAGAAAGCGGAGAGGAUUGUUCCUGAGAUCAUAACAAGGUCCUCGAGUCCCAGAUGACCGACUUGCAGCUCCCUCGUGUGUGUGCGGUGGAGUUUCUGCAGCUGUGAGGUGUGAUGUAACUCCAGCUCCAGCUUCAAAUCGUUCCUCAGUGAUGAAAAGCGAAGCUGCCGUGUGACCGGUCUGUAAUUUCAGGUGGACAGGUGAGCAAACACUGCCGGACUGGUGACGUCACACCGCACUACACCGUGCCGGUGUACAUGUUGUUCCCAAACUCCUCAGGAACCAUCUGACUGGUUGAGCUGGACGAGCGCUCGUUCUUUCCGUCACCGCCAUCGUCAUCAUGGGCGCGAUGGCUGAUCCUGAACUCGUCGACCGCCCCCCAGUCACGCCGUUCAUCACCCAGAGCUCCAUUCCUCCUCUACCUCGUACUUCUUCAAGGUCAGGUAACCGUCCCCAGGCGCUGUGGCCGCCGCUGGACUUCACUCUGGGUUCUCUGGCGUGCUGCGGCGCCUGUGUGUUCACCAACCCGCUGGAGGUGGUGAAGACUCGUCUGCAGCUGCAGGGGGAGCUGCAGGCGCGCGGCUCGUACCAUCAGCACUACCGAGGGGUGCUGCAGGCUCUCUGGCUGGUGGGACGCACCGACGGCCUGCGCGGCCUGCAGAAGGGCCUCGCCGCCGGACUGCUCUACCAGGGGCUCAUGAACGGCGUCCGGCUCAGCUUCUACUCCUACACACAGGUCUCAGGGAUCAGCGACGUGCCGGGGGGAAACGUGGCGUCAGGGGCGGCCGCUGGGGCUUUAGGGGCCUUCAUCGCCUCUCCGGCUUACCUGGUAAAGACACACCUGCAGGCACAGUCUGUGGAGGCCAUCGCUGUGGGUCACCAGCAUAACCACCAGGGAAUCUCCAGCGCCUUCGCUACGAUAUACAGGCGUGAGGGACUGAUGGGUCUGUGGCGGGGCGUGAACGGCGCCGUGCCGAGGGUCAUGGUGGGCUCGGCAGCUCAGCUCGCCACCUUCAGCUCGUCCAAAGAGUGGCUCACACACACACAGUGGUUCAGUCCGGACAGCUGGCUCAUCGCUCUGAUGGCGGCUAUGGUUAGCGGCGUUGCCGUGGCGAUCACCAUGACGCCGUUCGACGUCAUCAGCACGAGGCUUUACAACCAGCCUGUGGACGAGUUGAGGAAGGGUCGGUUCUACACCGGGUUCCUGGACUGCCUGGUGAAAGUGAGUCGUACGGAGGGGGUUCUGGGUCUGUAUAAGGGGAUGGGUCCCGUGUUCAUGCGCCUGGCGCCUCACACCGUGCUCAGCAUGCUGCUGUGGGACGUCCUGAGGCAAAAAGCUCUGCAGCACUACGCGCUCUGAGGAGAUCCUCAUCACACCGCUGAGGGUUCUGCUCGGUCCUGCAGCCUCGCUUCGUUCAGCUCUGAUGCGGGGAAUUCGGGAAUCUCACACGCGGCGUGAACGUCUGAGGAAAAGCGCCGAGUUCUUCCUUUCUCUCUCCUAGAACUCUCUCUGGAAUCAAAAGCUUCUAGAGUUCUCCUCAUGGAUGUUUAAUGUGAAGACAUGAAAAUAUUCUCGCCGUUCAAUUGGCAAAAGUUGUUAGAGCAACGGUUGCUAGGCGACUGGGAAAGACGGACACAAGCACAAGCUGAUCAUGACCGAAGCUAAGAAUUUAGCUAGCUGGUACAUACACACAGUGACGGUAGAAAAGAGAGAAUAUUCACAGACAUCAACAGUUCCCUCAGAUGUGUUGAUAAAUUUACUAACAAAAGUGUGUGUGUGUGUGUGUGUGUGUGUGUGAAAUUAAAAAUUUAGCAUCCACUGCUAAACUAAACGUAAUGAUGAGAAAUGCUAACAUCAGGUCUCAUUUAGGACACUGGAUACGAAGGAAUCUAUUCGUAAAUCUUUCUCAGGAGCUUUUACACACGAAAUAUAGUGAUGAAAAUCCAGUUAAUUGUGAAAAUCAAAUCGUUUCCUACGUUUCUCUCCUGAAUUCUUGUACAUUUGCGUAUAAGGAAAUUGUCGACGAGUUCCUGUGAUUUUAUAAACGGAUUACGCUGUAAAGCUUAAAUCACUUCUUUAUUUCACUCGGCAUUUUGUGAAACUCAGUUCAAAUUCAAAUCCAUAAAUUAACCUUGUAAAAGGAGCAGGAGUUAGUGUGUGUCUGUGGUAGCUGCAGUGGCUGAGCUGCAUUAUUGGAAGAUUUAGCACACGCUGCAGUUAGGGGGCGCUGUUUCACCGUUCAGACGUCGUUUUUCACUCUGUGAGCUGUUACGAGUUAUGAGUUUUGUGGGCGUGGUUAAAUGCAAAUGAGCUGCGUCAGGAACGUGCUUGGUAAUUUACAGCUGAUUUAAGUUUAGCAAGAAAAUCAGAGAGAAACGUUUGAAAAUCUUUCGGGGAGAUUUUAGUUCAGUUUGGUGAAAACAUUUACGAUAUGAACUCAGGAGGAUUCAGAAAUUCCAGCUGCGGUUAACGGUUUAGUCUUGAAAACUACGUGUGUGUGUGUGUGUGUCUGUGUGUGUGUGUGUGUGUCUGUGUGUGUGUGUGUGAACACAUUUACUCGUGUGAAAUGAUAUAAAAGUCACGAAGGACUGAACACGCUGUAGUUUUCUGCGUGACGCUGCUUCAGCUCUGGCGCUGUGCGUCAUGCGUUAAAGACUGUUACGUGAUUUUUUUUUUCUUUUUAAUUUUUUAAUUAACAAACAGAAGACUGAUAAAACCUAAAAAAAAAAAAAAAAAAAACACUUAAACCCGGUGGAAUGCUGUAAGAUUCAUGAAGAAAUAUUUUAAAAGCUGAACAGAAGUGUUUCUGAGUGAAUGUGUGAAAGUGGAACUAAUUCCUUGUAUUUUUUUAAAGAAUUUAAUCUGAUAUAAAACGGUUCGUUUUAAGACGUGCUGUCGUCUGGCUUUAUUCGUGAAGCUGUUACUCAUUUAGCGUGUCGUUAAAGUCGUCCUGAAAUAAACAAAUAAACAAACCAAUAUCAUAGUUAAAAACUAUAUUCUAUAUUAUAGUUUAAAAAAUGUUCAUUUUUAAUUUUUGCACACAUUUUUUUGUUUCUGUUUUUUUCUCCAUUCACAAACUUACAAUGAAUAAUAAUAUUUCAGAUUCAUUUUAUAGUUUAUAUCUUAAUAUUAUAUUAAUUAUGUUUUUGGGACGAUGUUUCUGUUUGGUAUAAUGAUUUAUUUUUUUUCAAAUUCCGUGUCAACAAUUAAACUUUUUUUUAAUUCA
Molecule: messenger RNA, 3339 nt
Organism: Pangasianodon hypophthalmus (striped catfish)
Lineage: Eukaryota; Metazoa; Chordata; Actinopteri; Siluriformes; Pangasiidae
Gene: slc25a34
Product: solute carrier family 25 member 34
Exons: 6
Coding region: 453-1472 (339 amino acids)
Source: RefSeq, a predicted model, not a curated record